Molecule: messenger RNA, 1672 nt
Organism: Pipistrellus kuhlii (Kuhl's pipistrelle)
Lineage: Eukaryota; Metazoa; Chordata; Mammalia; Chiroptera; Vespertilionidae
Product: GTPase IMAP family member 8-like
Exons: 5
Coding region: 209-964 (251 amino acids)
Molecular function (GO): GTP binding
Source: RefSeq, a predicted model, not a curated record
CUUCCCCUGUGUCUGUAUUUGUGCUUCUGAGGCUAUGAAACCCGUGUCUAGAAACCUCUGCCUCCUGGGGGACACUGUUUGUCUGAAAGACUCAGAUCCUGCAGAGCUAGUCCUGCCCUGCUCUCCUCCCUCAAGUCCCUCCUCCCACAUCCCCCUUUGGAUUCUGUUUGCCUGAGAGGGACUAGGAGCUGCUUCCACCCACAGAGCAAUGGAGCAGUCCCGAGGUGAAGUUUCUGAGACUGUGAAAGGCCAGGAGACAAGACCAAGGACCAGCGGGAGGCUGUAUCAGAAGGAUGCUGUGAAUCAGGCCUGUGAGAAAGAAACUACAUCUAAGAACAAUGAGACCCUGAACAUUGUCCUCGUGGGAAAGAGCGGGGCUGGGAAGAGUGCCACUGGGAACACCAUCCUUGGGCGGUCAGAGUUUGUCUCUCAACUCCGAGCCCAGCCAGUCACCACCGAAUGCAAGGAAGGCAAGAGGACAGAGGCUGGGCAGGACAUUACGGUUGUAGAUACCCCUGAUCCCUGUAAGUUGUCCAGUAACCAAGGGAUUGUCCAAAAUUAUAUGCCCAGAAGUGAUGGCAACACAGUUCUGGUACUGGUGCUCCAGCUGGGACGGGUCACAGAUGAAGACAAAAAGGUGAUGGCGACACUAAAGACCGUCUUCGGAAGGAAAGUUAGAGAUUAUAUGAUUGUGCUUUUUACUCGGAAGGAAGACCUGGGGGAUGGGAACAUUGAAGAUUACUGCAAAACCACAGAAAACAAGUUUCUUAAGAAGACAAUUAAAAAGUGUGGGAAUCGAGUUUGUGCUUUUAAUAACAAAGAAACUGGCCAAGCCAGGGAAGACCAGGUAUUAGGUUUUAUGAAAAUGGCCAAUGAGCUGAUAUGUAACAAUAAAAAGUCCAUCAACAAAAGAAUUACCGGUAGAUGCCCAGGAAAAGCAAAAUCCAAAAAAAAAAAAGUCUAAAGAAAAUGAAGACAGUCAUAAUAGGUGGCUGAAAUGCCCGGGGCCUCUUUAAGAUAGAGACAUGCUCAGGUUGGGGGGUAUGGUAGGACUGGUAGGUGGGAAGUGGGUUCAUGACUUUGAGGGCUUAAGAAGUCAAUUGUGUCUUACCGUGUAAUGCUUUACCUCUUUGUAUGUAAAUAAAUUGUCAGGUUGGGGCAGUAGUAGGGGAUUAUAAAAGAACAAGAAGAAAUAAGGUAGAGAAAAAGUCAGAAUCAAGUCACAAGAAUGACUUACCUAUGUAGGUAGAUUGCAGUCAGGUCAGCCCCAGGAACAAGGACAUGGCCAGCAGCGGCCAUAACACAUAUGGUUACAAAGAAUCAGGGUUUCCGGAUGUGUGAGAGUCCUGGGCAUGCCAGAGAGGAGAAGCUGGACUCCUGUGGGCUUCCCCCCUGCCUGCCAAGCCUGCUGGCCCCUGAGCUAUUCCUUCCUAAUGUCCUUCCUGUCCUCUCCAUUUCAAGUCUAAAUGCAAAGGACUCUGCCAUCCCCUCUUUCUUCACUCUGAGGAAAUGAACACACCUCUGUGAUGAUUCAAAGGACUGUAUUGUUAAAUCAUCAUAGUGCAAUAGACUAGAAUAAUAAUCAGAAUCCUAGUAAAAUUGCCAAAAUUAUACAACCUUGCAAAAUUUUUAAAUUCUAAGUAUAAUGUAGAUUUUCUCUAAAGAGUUUAUU